Messenger RNA from Rubroshorea leprosula, 3382 nucleotides. NCBI's taxonomy places the organism in Eukaryota, Viridiplantae, Streptophyta, Magnoliopsida, Malvales, Dipterocarpaceae. The record is from the annotation of a GenBank genome assembly.
GGUGCUAAACUUCAAACACAAAUCAAAGAAGGAACUCAUGGUAGUUUCUUGUUUAAAGAUGAGUAAUCUCAGAAUGUCCUAUUCCUACUACACGGUUUCUUUCAAAGCCAUUCUGCUCUUGCUUCUCCACAUUUCCAGUUCUCAAACUCUCACAAAUGCUACUUCUACUUUUCCUUCAAAUACAACUGAUCAUAUGGCCUUGAUUGCCUUCAAGUCUAAGAUUUCAAAUGACCCUCGUGGGACUUUCAAGUCCUGGAAUGAUUCUAUCCACUUCUGCCAGUGGGAAGGCAUCACUUGCAGUCGAACUGGGGAUAGAGUCACCACCUUGGAUUUAUCAUCUAGGGGCUUGGUGGGGUAUUUGUCUCCAUUCUUAGGAAAUUUGAGCUUCCUUCAAGAGAUUAGACUUUCCAAGAAUAGCUUUCAUGGUGAUCUUCCGCCUGAAAUUGGUCGUCUAUCCAGGUUACAAAUGCUCAUUCUCAAUAACAACCUUUUUGAAGGAGAGCUCCCAUCUAAUCUGUCUCAUUGCUCCAACCUCAAGGUCCUCGAAAUUAGUUACAACAAGUUAGAGGGAAAGCUUCCAAUGGAGCUUGCUUCCAUGUGCAAGCUCAUAAAUAUUUCCAUUGGCCACAACAAUUUUUCUGGAGGAAUCCCGCCUUUCAUCGGUAAUUUAACCGCUCUGUUGUCCUUAUCUGCAACUGGUAAUGAUUUUGGAGGCAACAUUCCGGAAGCCUUAGGCCAGUUAAAAAGCCUCAGGAUUCUUAAACUCGGAGCUAAUAAUCUUGUUGGUAAGAUUCCCACAUCAAUAUAUAAUCUUUCCAUGCUUUCUGUUUUUGCCGUUUCUGAUAAUCAACUUCAAGGAAAUAUUCCAUGGGACGUAGGACUCACCCUUCCUCAGCUUAUGCGCUUUCAAUUAUGGGGAAACCAUUUUAGUGGGCAGAUUCCAGUAACAUUAUCCAAUGCUUCAAAACUUGAAUUUGUAGACAUGGGAAAUAAUUUAACUGGGAAAGUAACAGUUCCUUUUGGGCACCUACAACAUCUAAAAUGGCUAACUUUGAGUAUGAAUCAUCUAGGAAGUGGAGAAGCUGAUGAAAUGGAUUUUUUAACUUCUUUAGCCAACUGUAGCAAAUUGGUCAGGGUGUUACUUUACAAUAAUCAGUUUCAUGGAAGAGUGCCUGAUUCUAUAGCCAAUUUCUCAAAUCAACUCACACAUCUUGUGCUUAACGCGAAUAACCUAUUUGGAGACAUCCCCUCUGGGUUAGGGAAUCUUGUCAGCUUAAAUGAGUUGGCAUUAGAUAUGAAUCAAUUUACAGGCAAAAUUCCAAGAGAAAUAGGUAAGCUUAAACAACUAGAAUAUUUAAGUUUAUUCAUGAAUAAACUCUCCGGAGAAAUUCCAAAUUCCUUUGGAAACUUAACGUUGUUGUUUAAGCUUUUUCUUGAUCAUAACAGAUUAAAUGGAAGCAUACCUUCAAGUCUUGGGAAUUGUCAAAAUUUAGAGUCGUUUUUUCUUUCUGAAAAUGACCUCAGCGGCCCUAUACCCAAAGAACUUUUUAGCAUUUCUACUUUGAGUAUUGCAUUAGAUCUGUCUCACAAUCAUCUGGUUGGAUCUCUACCAUCAGAAGUUGGUAUACUGAAAAACUUAGGCAAGCUAGAUGUGUCUGACAACAUGCUGUCCGGUGAAAUCCCGAGUAACCUUAUUGGUUGCACCAGUCUAGAGUUCCUUUUCCUUGAUAGAAACCACUUUCAAGGAAGCAUUCCUCAAAUUUUCAGCUCUCUAAGGGGAAUUCGGAAUAUUGGUCUUUCCUCCAACAAUUUAAUGGGUGAGAUCCCUCAAUACAUGGAAAAUCUCGCAUUGGAGUAUUUGAAUCUAUCUUUCAAUAACUUGGACGGAGAGAUUCCAACAAAAGGUGUCUUCAGUAAUGCAAGUGCAGUAUUUGUCGAAGGAAACAAGAACCUUUGUGGAGGAAUUGUUGAACUCGGGUUGCCUAAAUGCAACAUCAAAGCAACAAAGAAAGGAGAAUUGUCAUCUGUGCAUGUAGUUAUUAUAGUUAUCUCACUUUUGGGAGUAACCAUUGUCUCUUUCUUCUUGCUUUGUUGGACUAGAAAAAAAAAUAGGGAGCAGCCUUCUGGAGUCUCUUUGAAAGAGCCUCUUAGGCAACUUUCUUACCACAGUCUUCUUAGAGCGACAAAUGGAUUUUCUGCAACAAAUUUACUUGGUAAGGGGAGCUUUGGUUUUGUCUACAAGGGAGUUCUCGAAGAAGAUGGAACUAAUGUUGCGAUCAAAGUACUGGAUCUUCAGCAUCGAGGGGCUUCCAAGAGUUUUAUGGCAGAGUGUGAAGCCUUGAGGAACAUUCGUCAUCAAAACCUUCUAAAGAUCAUAACGUCUUGCUCGAGCAUUGAUUUCCAAGGCAACGAUUUCAAGGCUCUGGUUUAUGAGUUGAUGCACAAUGGAAGCCUGGAGAAUUGGUUGCAUACGUCUUCUCAAGAAACAAACAAUGGCCAAAGCAGAGUCCAAAGUCUAAACCUGCUACAGAGGAUAAAUAUUGCUAUUGAUGUUGCUUCUGCUCUUCAAUAUCUUCAUUACCAUUGCGGGAAGCCGUUUGUUCAUUGCGAUCUAAAACCAAGCAAUGUACUUCUUGACAAGGACAUGAUUGCUCACCUUGGAGAUUUUGGGCUUGCAAGAUUUAUUUCAGAAUCCAAAAUGCUAAAUCAAAGUAGUAGCUCAAUUGGAGUGAGGGGAACAAUUGGGUACAUUGCUCCAGAGUAUGGCAUGGGAGGUGAGGCAUCAAUACAUGGUGAUCUAUAUAGUUAUGGAAUCCUGCUGCUCGAGCUGAUGACAGGAAAGAGACCCACAGAUAGUCUCUUCGGAGGAGGUCUUAACCUUCAUACCUAUGCUAGAAUGGCCUUGCCAAAUCAGAUUACAGAGAUUGUAGACCCAAAACUCCUCCAAGAAGCAGAACCAACCGUUGUUAAUAGACAGAGGUCACGAAUUAACAUCAUAAUGGAUUGCCUAGUCUCAACGAUCAAGAUCGGUGUGGCAUGUUCCAUGGAGUCACCUCAAGACCGUAUGGUCACCAAUGUUGUACUCAGCGAGCUGCAUCUUAUCAAGAACAAUCUUCAACGUAUCCGAUCAAACAACUAACAUUGCUCCAAGUAGCAGGUCUGGACUUUUAAACAUAUUUAGCUAUGAAUCUAAGAAGAAAGUACAUUGUUGCGUACUCAAUAGGUGUGAGGCUUUCCUAGUGUGGUUUUAACCUUCUGCUUUUGUGGCUUUUUCUGUGCUCCUUCAGUUUCGUUUCCUUUCUUUUGUUUUGAACCGUGUUGAGGUUUCCUCAUACCAUAAAAAUGUUGUAUGAUCAUGGAAGAAUAAGAUUGUAAUUUAUCU